Molecule: messenger RNA, 1555 nt
Organism: Daucus carota subsp. sativus
Lineage: Eukaryota; Viridiplantae; Streptophyta; Magnoliopsida; Apiales; Apiaceae
Product: probable pectate lyase 22
Exons: 4
Coding region: 128-1342 (404 amino acids)
Molecular function (GO): pectate lyase activity
Source: RefSeq, a predicted model, not a curated record
UACAUGUCUUCUAUCAGAGCAUUGUUCAUCAACCUCCCAUCCUCUAUAUUAAUAUCACUCUCCUUCCCAAGCUCCUCACACAAUUAUUUCUGAGCCACUACGAGAAAUCAAAGCUCGAUAAUUAAAGAUGCAUUUCACAUUUCUGUUUUGUUUGUUCAUCGUUCUUCUUGUAGGUCCAAGCUUUACUCUGUCCUCCCCUGUUCAAGAUCCUGAGCUAGUAGUACACGAAGUACACAAGAGUAUCAAUGCAUCUAGGAGGAAGUUGAGUUUUUUGUCAUGUGGUACGGGGAAUCCUAUUGAUGAUUGCUGGAGAUGCGACAAGAACUGGGAAAAGAACCGACAGCGUUUAGCAGAUUGCGCGAUAGGCUUUGGCAAAAAUGCCAUUGGGGGAAAAAAUGGUGAUAUUUAUGUGGUCACAGACUCGAAAGAUGAUGAUCCUGUGAACCCGAAGCCAGGGACAUUGAGGUAUGGUGUCAUCCAAGACGAGCCUUUGUGGAUCAUUUUUGAACGAGACAUGGUGAUCCAGCUGCGCGAAGAAUUGAUGAUGAACUCGUUUAAGACCAUUGAUGGGCGUGGCGCGAGUGUCCAUAUUGCUGGAGGGCCAUGCAUUACGAUUCAAUAUGUGACAAAUAUUAUAAUUCAUGGUGUGAAUAUUCAUGACUGCAAGCAAGGGGGGAACACGAAUGUCAGAGACUCUCCGGGGCAUUAUGGAUACAGGACAAUUUCGGAUGGUGAUGGAGUUUCGAUUUUUGGAGGAAGUCAUGUUUGGGUUGAUCAUUGCUCUUUGUCAAAUUGUAACGAUGGUCUUAUUGAUGCCAUUAGAGGGUCCACAGCAAUCACGAUAUCGAACAAUUAUAUGACUCACCAUAACAAGGUUAUGUUAUUGGGUCAUAGUGAUACUUUUACGCAAGACAAGAACAUGCAAGUCACUAUCGCCUUCAACCACUUUGGCGAAGGCCUUGUUCAGAGGAUGCCGAGGUGUAGGCAUGGAUACUUCCAUGUGGUGAACAAUGACUAUACUCAUUGGGAAAUGUACGCGAUUGGUGGCAGUGCUGCUCCGACUAUCAACAGCCAAGGCAAUCGGUUUCUUGCUCCCAAUGGUCAAUUCGACAAAGAGGUUACUAAACACGAGGACGCGCCAGAGGAUGAAUGGCGUCGAUGGAACUGGAGGUCUGAAGGGGACUUGAUGCUCAACGGAGCCUAUUUCACAACAUCAGGGGCAGGUGCGUCUUCUGGAAGCUAUGCAAAAGCUUCAAGCCUUGGCGCAAGAUCGUCUACGAUGGUGAGCUCAUUAACAGGGGGUGCAGGUGCUCUUAUUUGCCGAAAAGGUUCCAAAUGUUGACUGUUUUUCGUAAAUAAGUCUAUAGUGAAACCAUAAGCAAGUCCACUGUAUGUACCCCGCCGUUCAACUAAUACGUUCUAUAUAGUCAUCUUGUUCACAUUGUUCAGUUUCUUCCGUCUUUUCUGAGUAAAAAUGAUGGAAGUUUCGAACUUGUAAGUUCCGAUAUAGUCAUUCUGUCAAGUCGUAAAUUAAUGCCAACAAGUUGUUGAUAUC